Anopheles moucheti is the source of this 4637-nucleotide messenger RNA. RefSeq names its product segment polarity protein dishevelled (gene dsh). The transcript has 4 exons. Gene Ontology annotation, molecular function: frizzled binding. The coding region runs from base 508 to 2466 and encodes 652 amino acids. Gene Ontology annotation, cellular component: cytosol. Lineage: Eukaryota; Metazoa; Arthropoda; Insecta; Diptera; Culicidae. The record is from RefSeq and is a predicted model, not a curated record. Gene Ontology annotation, biological process: canonical Wnt signaling pathway; intracellular signal transduction.
CCGAGAAUUGUGAACUUUUCUUGUGAAUAAGUGCAUCCUAUCUGCUGCAUUUCAGUGAAAUUCGGUCGUAACACUUUGCAGCAUCCGCGGCUAUUGUGGUUACAGCCGUAGAACAUGGCUUGCACCGUGUGGAACGUUGCGUUGUAUUGUGGUUCAUAGUGGAAGUGAUCUGGUGGUAGAAGAUGCCUGACGUCACGCACAGGUCGACGACGACGGCUGUGCUGUGUUCCUUGGAAGAUAUGUGCUUGGAAAGAAUUACCUUGAAAGUAGCCAAAAUUUAGCCAAAACAAACUCACGUGAAAAGUGCAACAAGAAGUGGUCUGCAAAUAAAACCAGCUAGAAAUUGUUUCAUAAAAGUGUCAUAGCAGUGACUGGAAGAAACAUAAGGCCUCCAUCUUCCAGUGACUGAAAAAAAAACAUUUGUUGCUAGUUCCGGAGCACAUGAAACCGUAGUGAAUAAGAUCGUUGAUAUCUUGCAGUGCUUCGUAUAGGUACACUGACCUCACAAUGGACGAUAAAAACUCUACCGGAAGUGGCGGAGGCGGUGGUGGCAGCAGCACAGGCGGUGGAAGUGGUGGAGGUGGCGGCGAAACGAAAGUGAUCUAUCACAUCGACGAUGAAACGACACCGUACCUAGUGAAGAUACCGUUACCGGCGCCACAGGUGACACUAAAAGACUUCAAGCUGGUACUAAACAAGCAGAACAUCAAUUACAAGUACUUCUUCAAAUCGAUGGAUGCGGACUUUGGCGUGGUAAAGGAGGAGAUCGCGGACGAUUCAACAAUACUGCCGUGCUUCAAUGGGAAGGUCGUUUCGUGGUUGGUUACCGCGGACGGUUCAAAUCAGUCCGACUGUUCCGAGCUUCAGCCGACGGAGAUGAUCGAUGGGCGACCAACAUUGGCCCAGCUACGCAGUAUGAACAAACCGACGAUGAACAAUAUGAUGAAUAUGCCAAUGAAUCCGCUCACGUACCAGUCGGCAUCGGUCGUAUCUAGUGAUCUUGAUUCGACCAGUCUCUUCGAAACGGAAAGCGAAAUUACGCUUGAUCGCGACAUGACCGAGUGCAGCAGCGUGCAACGGUUGCAGGUGCGCAAGAAGCCCCAGCGGCGUAAAAAACGGGCUCCAUCGAUGUCACGCACUUCGUCCUACAGCUCGAUCACCGACUCGACGAUGUCGCUGAACAUUAUCACGGUGCAGAUCAACAUGGACACAGUGAAUUUCCUAGGCAUCUCUAUCGUGGGGCAGUCGAACCGUGGCGGUGACGGUGGUAUUUACGUCGGUAGCAUAAUGAAGGGCGGUGCGGUCGCACUGGAUGGGCGAAUCGAACCGGGUGACAUGAUUCUGCAGGUGAACGAUGUGAACUUUGAAAACAUGACCAAUGAUGAAGCCGUCCGGGUGUUGCGGGAGGUGGUGCAAAAACCGGGCCCAAUCAAGCUAGUGGUGGCCAAAUGCUGGGACCCAAACCCGAAGGGAUACUUUACGAUUCCGCGUACCGAACCGGUUCGGCCAAUCGAUCCGGGUGCGUGGGUUGCGCACACGGCGGCACUACGUUCGCAGGACACGAUAAACACCGAUCUGCCAGAAUCGGUGCUUGAGCGCCUGCAUGCCGAUAUGGACAUGAAAGAUAUUGUACGUGCAAUGACAAAACCCGACAGUGGGCUUGAAAUUCGUGAUCGGAUGUGGCUGAAGAUCACCAUACCGAACGCAUUUAUCGGUGCGGACGUUGUCAACUGGAUACUGGAACACGUGGAUGGAAUCGGCGAUCGUAGGGAGGCGCGCAAGUACGUCUCAGUGAUGCUGAGGCGUGGCUACAUCAAGCACACCGUCAAUAAGCUAACGUUCUCGGAACAAUGCUAUUACGUCGUUGGCAAUGGCAUCCGGCAGGACAUCUCGAACAUGUCGCUCGAGGACACGGAGAGCAUGUUGAGCGAUAUCGCACCACUGCCGAAUCCGCCUAUUUACAUGACGUACUCUGGCAACUACAACCCGUCGCAUGGCUAUCAACCGAUCCAGUACGGGUGCACCGGUGAGCGACAUCCGUCGUCCGGAUCGAGCAGCUCGGAUAUCCUCACGAGCAAGGACACGUCCGCGUCGCAGAGUGACCUUGCAGCCGUCAUACAGCAGACCAACCAGAUGACGAUCGCGAACGCAUCGAACAAAUCUUCCGGAUCCUCGAACCGCGGUAAUGAGCAAGACAUUUCAGCUACACUUCGUUUCGGUGAAGGAAAAAGCAACGGAGACUUUAAGACAACGAGAGUGGGCAGCGGCGGCGGUGGUGGCAUCGGUGGCAAGCUGAUCAGCACGAACGAUGACGAGGGAUACGAGGACAGCAUCUACUUCCAGCAUCAACCGAUGCAACCGACUCUGCAGCAUCAGCAGCAGCAGCAUCAGCUACAGCAUCAGCAAUCGUUCGGCCGGAACGGCAGUGGCCGAAAGGAACCGGGACACAUCUACAACAAUCAGUAAGGCAAGUAAGGCAGCUAUAGCAGAAGAAUGCAUGUAUUAUCUUGCGGUGGACGUGAGUGUGUGUUUAUGGCAAAACAUAGUGUGUUUCGCCGGUAGGUCGGUUCCCGGUGUGAAAUACAAGCCAAAACCAUGGGAACCUCACAGAAAACCGACAAAAAAAGAACACAAACAACACAACAUCAAAAAAGGGGGGGUUUGUAGGGUUUGUCGGGACGCAAUGAACCUUAUCCCACAGUUUUAGAGUAAAAAAUCAUCGUGAGAAGUAAUUUGUGUCGUGCAAUCCUUGCAAAACGGACGGCGACAUUCGUCGACCGGUGUGUGUAGGCGCAGGGUGAGCACUCACCGUAUUUAAACUAUACUGGAAAAGCAGGGAAAACACUGAGUAUAAGUUAGAAAACACAAGGAAAAUUUGCUAAACUAACUCUGGGACAUUACGACGAGUGCAGCAGGGGAGCAGCACGAUAAUGUGUGGCAGCGGCAUGAUAGCAGCAACAAAACUAAGCUAAGGAUGAGAAGGAAGCUAAGAAAGCAACUCGCUUGUAGGCUAGUCGGAGGCAAGCAUGCAAAAACUGCAUUCCUUUUGCCGAUGCCAGACAAUGUCCUUAAAAGAGUUGGCAGUUUGAGAUAUGCGAGAUGCAUGAGCGGCAUGAGACACGAACAUUGACAAUGUUCGAAACGUGAAGCAGGGAUUGGAUAGAAGCUACUAAUAGUAGAAGAGCAUUUUUCGUAAGAAAAACCAUUUUUUCCACUUCUCAUUGUCAUUCCUCUGACACAUAUAUGUUGUUUUACUUGUCGACUUUUUUUUUCUCGACUAAUGGACAAUGUUUUCUUGAAUUAUCUUUUUCUUUUUUUUGCGCCGUUUCGUGUUAUUUUCCAUUCGUAUAGAGUGUUUUCCCUCAUUUCCUUAUCCUGUUUCUGUGUCACUUCUUUCGUUUGUUUUGGGUUCUUUGCCUGUACACAGCUGUGUUUAUUGAGAUUUUAUCGUUUGUUUGUGUCGUCAUUUUUACACCGCAAACCGAUUACUUUACGUUCGCUUCCGAAACCAUUGUAAAUGUGUUUAUUAUUACGAUUAUUAUUAACUAUUAUAUUAUGAUUAUAUUGCGAAUAUCAAUUAUUUUAAAAGUGGUAAAAAAUAUAUAUACAUAUUUUACAAACUGGAAAAAAACGUUAGAGUAUUUAUACCGGAACUGAUGCUAAGCUAUAUAUUCGAGACGUGUGACGGUGGGAACUUAAUCUUAAAACAAAAGCGUAAAAAAUGAUAUACAGUUAGUGCGAGAGAGAUGAGGAAAACGGAACACAAAAACAAAACACAAACUAUAAGUUUAAGCAAAUUAUACGAACAGCUUGCGGAAGGUUAGCUGAAGCUAAAGUGGAAAUCUAAAACUGAAUACACAAUUAAAAAUUAAAUUGAAACAACUCACCUUGUACACACACACACACGCAUGCAUACAUUAUCAUGCAUCUUUGGUAUCGUGAAACAUCUAUUCGUCGGUGCAGGUGCAUCGCUAUCGAAAAUCGUCAGUGUACAAUCUACGUCUACGCACGAAGAAUGCAAUCGGAAGUUAUAUUUCGGUUUUGACUAUUUUUUGGCUAACACCUCAUACAAACGAACAAUUGCAUUUAUGUGUUUCAUCCAUCCAGGUGGUAUGUUCUAACAAAAAGAAAAAUAACUCCGGAGGAUUGAUUAACGAUAGUAGGUGUGGCCGCAGGUAAUGAGGAGUUCUGUUUUGUUUAUUACACACGAUACAAUGAAAUUAUUGCGAUUGCGAAAAACAUGUGGCCAAAAAUUUCUGCAUACGUAAAUCCUCGCAACCGGCGUUUCUGCGGAUGCGGCAUCCCUUUGGAACUUGGAAUAAAUUACAGAACAGUACGGCUGGGUCUUACGGAUUCCGAUUAUAUACGAAUUUACUGUACACGGAGCGUUAUUGUAGCGAGUCUAUGUGGACUGCAAGGAAGAAAACACAACAUGUGGCUAUAGGGACGAACCUAGUGAAGGAAAAUUAAUUGAAAGUAAAUGUGUAUCACGAAAGAGAAAAUAAAUCGGCACGAUGUGCAUGAGUGACAACGGGAUGAACAUAAAAGGGUCCUAAGAAGAUGAAAAUGUGCAGAUUAGAAAUGAAUGCCGGAUGAUGCAGGAAGAAUAAUGGGAAGUAAUAAAUUGAAUUACAUAA